AGGGAGGAGGAGGAGCCGUCCAGAGGCGAGGGAGGGCACUCAUGGCGCGUUACUGUACGAGCAGCGAGAGCAAAGUGGAGGCAGUCGCGCUAAGGGCAGGCAGGGAGCCCCCCCAAAGAAGCGCCUGGCCGCCCUUUCCACCCUUCCGCAACGCUUUUGGGGCGCAGCCGCCCGCUUCGCGUCGCGCAGGAAAGGAACUCGGAAUGGCGUAGAGGCGCUGGAAACAUCUCCCUGCAGGGUUUUGUGUGUGUCCCCCCGCCCUUCUGUGGGGAAGAGCCUCGGCCUUCGUUUCCCGGAAAACCACGGCUUCUGCUGCUGGCUCCUUUUCCAUGUCGCUGGGGUUUCCCAGCGGUGCCAGCGAUGCUAUCAAGGGUUUCCAAUUGUCCAAGAACUUAAGUUCUUUAAGUGACGAAGUUAACUUGGCUAUCUUGGUCAGCUCUAACACUUCCAUCUCCACUCUUCAAUUAUUUUGGAGCACAAACUGCAAGCAGCACAAUGGAUUGGACUGUAAACCCACUUCAUGGGACCAACUUCCAGACAAGGAAUUUUCAAGUUCAGGGAAUGUAUCAGUCACAGCAGGCUGCAUCUGGGUUUUCUCAAGCAAGUGCAACAACUGGAAAUUCCUCCGUUUACACUGGAAAAGAUCAAGCUAUAAAAAUGCCUUCUAUUCCUCAGAACCUGGAGGCAAAUCAAGUUACUCUUCCAAAUAAGGUGGGAUCGAACAACUUUCAGCCAACUCUCCUAAAGGCAUCGGUACCUGUUAUAGGCUUUGGGUCAACUCAGCAUUUUGUUGGGCUACCUCAACGAAUACAACUUUCCAAUGUGACUGUCCAAACGAUACCUAAGAACACUUGGCCAAAUUCUAAUAUUAUCUCCCCUGAAACAUCACAACCUGGGCCAGGAAAUAAUGUGCAGAGAUCACCAAAUAUGUAUAUAACCUCAAAUAUGUACAAUAAUCGCCCACAAAAAAAUUGUUCCAAUUCUGUACAAGCUUCAGUUUUUCAGGGUAAGAACAAUAACUCACAUUCAAAAAGGCUGCGAACGUUAGCACCUGCAUAUCAGCCUGCUGAUCCUCAAACACAUGCUACGGUGCACCCUAAUCAAGUAUCGAACAAUUUCCUAAAUUCUCAGCCUAAUUCUUCGUGCCUCACUUUUUCAUCUGGGCAAAAUAUUAAUAAUCAAAUAAAUUACAUGAAUCCAGGCUCCGCUACAGCUAUGCAAUCACAGCAGUAUGCUUCUAACUAUGUAUAUUCACCAUAGCGGCUAACGCCAUACCUACUCACUAUGCAGCCCAGGCCAUUCCUCAAGCUACUAAUACAAACCUUCCACCACCAUACACAGUGCGCCUCCUUAUUAAUUAAUAAUACAGAUCAGGAGAGAUUCUUCGGUACAAUCACAGCCAGUUCUGAAUAGGUCUACUGAAAAUGUUCAAAACCCUCAAAAUCUUGAGUUGGAUCAGAGUAGUGGUUUGUAUUCUGUUCAGUAUGUUCAGACACUUGGGCCUGCACCAAUCUCUAGAGAACCCAAUAAAGUAGGAGGCACUUCAGAAAGCAUGCAUAGACAUAGCACUGAAGAUCAGCCUUCUGACCAGGUGAAAAAGUCAGUUGAAAACUUAAACAGUAUGUGUAACAGUCUUCAAAUGCCUGAAACAGUUCCUCCUGAUAAAACAACACCACAGAUAAGUGGCAUUAAGUCUAAAACUAUAACAAGAGAAAGUCUGGAACUGGAUAUGCGAACAAUAUUUGCAAUAAGAGAUAAAUUAGAAAUUCUACAAAACUGUUUUAAGUUAAAACAUAAGAUAUAUAAAGCACAGACGUCAAAGACUUCCAAUCCCUCUGUUCACAAUCCUGCUGUUUCACCUCCUUCAUCAAAUACCAGUCAGCAACCUAUUCCAUUCCCACAGGCCACUCAGCAGACAUUUUCACUUCCUUCUCAUGACACAACUCAAAAACCUGCCUCCUUGCUUCCGCAUGACAACACUCAAAAUCAACCACCUUCACUUCCUGCCUGUAGCUCCCAUCAGAGCCAAGACAAUUCUUCAGUGCUACUGACGGCAAAAAGUUACUUACAUCCAAUUCUUCACGAUUUACUUCAAGGUACUUGCGAUAAAGAAAUGCUUCUUAAGUCUCAUUUUCCAAGAUCUGAUGGAAAUCGAAAUAAACAAUCGGUCCUUGAGAAGUGUUCCUCUGGUGCUGUCUUAGAUUCCACUGGUGCUAAGUCUGAAACUAGUAUGAAUGAUAUGGAGAGAGCUCCUAGGCUGAGCCUUGAGACAUCACGCACUGCUUCUAUCCAAAGGUCUUUGACAUCCACAGAUGCCAAACAAACUUCUGCAUUGGACAAGGCCCAGUUAACAGACAUGUCCACAAUGUCUGGGGGAAACUUGUUUAACCACUUUGUCUUGAAGAAGGUUAAAACAGGAAACACUGUCUCUAAAAUACUGACUGACCCUCACAGUAUAAUUUCAGUUCAAAAUCCAACUGCAUCAAGUGAAUCUUCACCGUUAAGUGAAAAAUUAGCAAAAGAAGGGGGUGAAAAAUUCUGGAAUGUUAGAUCUGAAGUUACUCAGCAGAGUAAAGAUUGUCUUUGUACACCUGAUAAGAACAUUACAGAUUGGAACAAAGGAAAUAAUAUCUCUAGCUCAUCCUCUCUUGCUGUUCCAGAAGCAGGACUACUUCAGAGGUCCUUUGUUACUGGGAAUUCUUGUACUGUGGGAAGAGCUUGUUCUUUGGAGGAGCUAGAAACAAGUCUUGCUUUGUGGAAGAAGGGCCCUUCUGCAUCUCUAAAUGAUCAUUUUGGUGAAAGUGCCGAGAGAAACAUCCCAGAUGAAUUAAGUAACUGUGGGAAAUCUAGUAUUGCAGUUGUAAAGAAUGAAACAACUCUGUCGUCUUUUCCUUCAUCUCUUGGCCAAAAGCUUGAUGCCAUAAAUUCUAAUUCAUUGAAGAGUUCUGAGCCUCAGGUAGCUAUUGUUUCCCCCUUAAUCUUGACUAAAGAUGGAAUUCAAAAUGAAGUGCAGGAAAAGAAUUUAUCUUCUGUGUUGGAAACUAUGUAUCCAGUUAUUGCAGUAGGCAGUAUACACAGUUUAAAUGAAUUUGUUGACAAAAUGUCAGAUAUUGAUAAGCCAGUAAAAAGAACUGCUUGUUCUCCAUCAGAUUCCUGGGUUACUGUAAAGGAAGUAUGUCCAGAUAUUCACCAGAAGAUUACCAAAUCUACCGGAGAAAAUGGAAUGCAGACAGCUGAAACUGAAGCAGACUGUUCUUGUGAUCCAAACCAGAGAAUAACUGGUCCUUUACAAUCGGGAAAAAAUACACCUGGCGAUGGUUUCCCCCCAGAAACUGAUGAUAGCUCAAGUCCAGUUUCUCAAAAAUGUUCUCUUAAAACCAGUCCAGAUUUGGUCAAACCAGAAGAUACUGUGCUAAAUAAAAAUAUUUUUCAGAUAUCCAGUGUGUGUACUUUAGUUCAAGGAGAUGCAUUUUAUAAUUCACAAAUAGCUAGUAUCUUUAAUAGUCCUUUGAAAUCCAAAGCAGAAAAUAACACCUCUUCAGAAGACCAGAGGCCUGAUUCAUUUCAUAAAGAACGACCCUUGAGCCUAGUGGAAAGAGACUGUGAAAUAAAUGAGAGAGCAUCUGUGGGAGAUGCCUCGUUACGAUCACUAACUACCCUGUCAAAAGCCAUUGCAGAAAAACUGUUAAACUUACCAGGGGCAAAGAUAUCCCAACGUGGUAAGGUUUCAGAUGAGGUGAAUGAAAGCAAUUCCAAGGGGAGGAAAAUCACUGAAUUGUGUAAUCCUAAUUCUGAAAAGGAUCCUCCGCAAAAUAGAUUUUGCAGUGAUAUUCACAGUACAGAUUCUGCCAGUGGUAAUCGAGAGGUACCUGGAAACAGUAUUGUUGAUGAGGGUAGCGCACAUAGUGUCCAAGAGCAUGUACCAAGCGAUGAGACUCAAACCCAUUCUGUGAACAAUAUUGACAUCGCUCCGACAUCGCCAAAUGAUCAGUUGUCUGAACUCUUAAAAGAAUUUCCAUAUGGAAUUUAUGAUUCCAAGGUAUUAAAUAAAACGGAAAAUGAAGAUUCUGCAACUAAAUUAAUUGAGAUAAAGGAGGGACAAGAGAAUCAAACUUUUGGACAGAACUCUGAUGCAAAUCAUUCUCUGGACCAAAUAACAGUCAACAUAUUAAACCCGCAACAAAUGAAAGAAUUGUUUCCAGACAGCAGUGGUCAGUCGUUUAACAGACUGGAAAAUAGAGAGAAUGAUAAGGUCUCGAUAAUGUCGGAAGGUGCAAUUGAAAAACAUAUUGUUGACAGCACAAAUAGCUCAGCAGAAACAGUCCAGGAACCAGCAAGUCAGUCAUAUUGUUGUUUAAAGGGUUGGAUAAGUGUAGAAUAUAAUGUGGAUCCUUGUGAUUGUAGGUUGCAAGAGACUUCUUCAAAGCAGCAGCUGGGUCACUAUUUGCCAUCUGAAAUUAUAAUUAAAGAGGAACCAGAAACUCAUGAGACUUCUAAUAUGUCUUGUCAAUUAAACAAUCUACCGCAGACUAUAGAUCCUGUUAACAACAACCUUUCUUCAAAAGAUGCAAGUAACAGAAUAUGGAGUAAAAGCAUACACAGAGAAAAUAACCUUCAACAAAAGGAGAAUAAGCCAUUAAAAGAAGAUGAAGGACUUAUUCCAUCUCUUUCAUUAGAAAAAUCAGAAUCUCUGAAACCUGAAAAUAAACAGCAGAAGAUAGAAAAAUCGCCCAAAAAAGUUCAGACUGAAAUGUACAACCAAAAAUGUACAACAUUGGUUUCAAAACGUAAAGAACUGUUGCAUUCAGAAAGAGAUUGUUCAAAAGGCCAGUAUGUAAGACCUGCUUGUAAAAGGGAAUUGUCUGGCAAAGAGAGGACUCCAAGAGAGACAGUCGGGAGCAGAUCAAAGUUAGAUACCCUCAGGCAAAGUAUGGAGAACAAACACAGUAAAAAAAAAGAACAGUAUAAAAUUAAACAAGAAUCAAGUGAAACCCACAUAAUCAAGGGACCAAUUCACCUCUUUAAAAGGAGGCUGAAGAAACACACCUCAAUUGAAGGAAAACAAAAAACUUCAAAAAGGCCAUUUAGUAUGGUGACACCAUCUUCGAGCUUAAGUAGUGUUGAUUUGGUUUCCAAAACGUAUAAUAAUGCUCAGCGUUCACAAGAACAUUUAAACAGGCAGAAAUGCAAAAUUGACCAAGGUUUGGAGAAUAACACAGCUGUGAGAACAGAUCAUAAUGAAUCCAGUAGUUCAGAGGCUGUUCAACAGAACAAAGGAAGCUUGGUGUGGACAAAUCUGAAGAAAUUUGUAUAUCCAGAAGAGAGAGGAAAGGUGUGGCAAAACAGAAGAUCGCUUUCAGGCAAUAUCAAAACUUCUAAACUGCAAAUAUUUAGAAGGCAGCAUCUCAAUACAUACAAAUCUUAUUCUUCAGGCAAAGAGGCGGUACGGGGUUCUCAUAAGAGAGACAAGGGCUUUCCGAAAACCCAUUCUGACAAAAAAUCACCUUAUGAUAAAAAAAGUAAUACACUUACACUUCAGCGGGAGCAAAAUAAAAAUUAUUUGAAUAAAGUUGGAUUCAGGCAGACUGAACGAAGCAUUUGUUUGACAAAAUUAGUACAGUCACCUUCCAAAUCCGUCUGGCAUGUGAAAUCAAGCAGUGCGUCAGAACAGUCUGAAGAUAAGAAAAACUAUACUCGGUGUUCCCAGCAAUCUGAAGUGAUCAAACCCCAAAUGCUUGAAUUCAAGAUGUGUCCAGAAAUAGUAUUUAAAAAAUUGGUCUCUGAAGAAGUUCCAGAUGCAAAGAAGCUUUCGGAAAAAGAGACAACUCCUGUUGCAGCUGUCAAAAGUACAAGAGAAGACUGGUUAAAUUACAUUCCCCUGAAGAAAAGAAAAAUCUGGGAAAAGGAAACCCAAGUUGAUGGUAUUCCACUUGGUACUGCGGUUGAAUUAUUGGACAAGGAUGAAGCAUCUAAGAAAUCCAAUGCCACAUUUGAGACCUAUAGGAAAAUGCACCUGGAAAAAAGAAGAAGCCGAAGUCUAGAUAGCAGCCCUCUAAACUAGGCAUCAAUAAGUUUUGAAUAUUUAUUAUGGUCUACUUUGCCUGGCUGGACUGUGUGAACUUAUGAUUGCUUUGGCCAGACAAUAAUAUUUUGAUGGAUACUGGCAAUAUUGGUAACUGUACACUGCGUGUGCAUAUUGUCCACUAAAGUUCAUAAAAUAGCUUUGUCCUUGUGUCUGAUUAAAUAAAGGAGCAAUGCUAUUUCUGCUGGUAAACUUAACUUUGAGGAGAAACAUGCAACAGAGGUAGGUAAGCAUUACCAUAUUUAUCAGUGAACCCUGUAUGCUAGAGAUGCUGCUGUCUGGUUAGAUGAAACAUUACAGACAUGUGUAAGUUAACUUCCUUUGUAGUUUCAAUUAAGGCGAGUUUAUGAAAUGGGAGUCUGUACUGUAUUUAAAUGACUACUGUUAGAUUGGGAUUGCAAUGAUAAUGAUUUAAGAACAAGACUGUAUUUUGACUCACUAGGGCUAAGAUCUCAUUUGGAUUCUUCAGCUAGUUACUGUAAAUAAACAAACAAACCAUACUGUAAGCUAUAUUAGCUGAUGUUUUGAACCUCAUGCUCUACAGCCUGUUGUACUGUUGCAUACUCUUUUGUGCCUUUAAAGAUGUGUGGAGAUUGUUUGAAACCUGUUACACUCAGUGGUAUUUUUAAUGCUUUUCAUAUUAAAAUUGAAUUUUGACAA
Messenger RNA from Sphaerodactylus townsendi, 6742 nucleotides. RefSeq names its product retroelement silencing factor 1 (gene RESF1). The transcript is spliced from 5 exons. Bases 1553 to 6061 code for a protein of 1502 amino acids. Lineage: Eukaryota; Metazoa; Chordata; Lepidosauria; Squamata; Sphaerodactylidae. Gene Ontology annotation, cellular component: nucleus. The record is from RefSeq and is a predicted model, not a curated record. Gene Ontology annotation, molecular function: histone methyltransferase binding.